Molecule: messenger RNA, 1194 nt
Organism: Formica exsecta
Lineage: Eukaryota; Metazoa; Arthropoda; Insecta; Hymenoptera; Formicidae
Exons: 9
Coding region: 13-1194 (393 amino acids)
Biological process (GO): detection of chemical stimulus involved in sensory perception of smell; sensory perception of smell
Cellular component (GO): plasma membrane
Molecular function (GO): olfactory receptor activity; odorant binding
Source: RefSeq, a predicted model, not a curated record
UCUCUGAAAACUAUGGACUUCGUCUGGAAUUAUUAUUACAGCAUUACGAAAAGAAUGCUAUCAUUAGUUGGUCAGUGGCCUUAUCAGAAAAGAGGAGAGAGGUUGUUCCGAAUGAUUCUAGUGACUAUGACUGAGCUUUCUGUGAUGGUUACGCAGGUGGGAAGACUCAUUCAAUGCGGCAAAAACGCACGAUGUGUUUUAAUAGGUAUACCAACGUAUCUAGUGCACACUGUAAUUAUGGUGAAGCUAUUCACAUGUCAAUUUUAUAGUAACAAAAUUAAACAUCUCACCGAUCAACUAUGUAGCGAUUGGACAAAUUUGAAAAGCUUGGAAGAAUACGAAAUUAUGAAAAUGUAUGCAGCAAAAGCAAGAUUGAUUUCUUUGAUUUAUUCCUCAUAUUAUUACAUAUGUUGUCCCCUGUUUAUGCUAUUUAGUCUUACACCGAAGGUAUUAGAUAUCGUAUUGCCCCUCAACGAAUCCCGCCCUAUAUUAAUGCCUCACGAAUGUCACUAUUUCGUUAGCGACGACAGAGAAUACUUCUAUUACAUUCUUUUCCAUGUUGUGAUAUCUAUAAUAAUAAAUAUAACGGGUCUACUCGCGCAUGAUUGCAUGAUCUUGACUUACAUCGAACACGUUUGCGGCAUCUUCGCUGUGGCUGGAUUUCGUUUCGAAAAUUUGGCACAUAAUACCGACGUAGAGAGUAAUAAUACAAAGAUAUACAAUCAAAAAAUAGCAUUAUCCGUUCGUGCACAUUGGCGAGCUUUACAAUUCGCGGAGCUUCUUGAAAAUACCUUUUCUGUAGCUUUAGUUAUACAAAUGUUCAUAGUUAUCGUAGCGAUGAGUGUCACCUUUGCGCAAAUGGCGGUGCAAUUAGAAAACAUUAUUGAAACGACGAGAUACAUAGCAUUUGUUGUUGGUCAGUUAAUUCAUAUAUUCUGCUUUAGUCUGCAAGGCCAAAAGUUGAUAGACCACAGUUUACGAAUGCAUGAUAAGAUAUAUAAAUGUGCCUGGUACAAAAUACCCGUAAAAUCGCAAAGAUUGCUUCUAAACAUCAUGAGAAGGAGCAUGCAACCGAAUAUUUUGAGCGCAGGCAGGAUAUAUAUUUUCUCAUUGAAAAGCUUCAUGACGGUAAAGAACAAAUUUUCAUAUAUAUUCUGUGAUGGUUACGCAGGUAGGAAGAUUCAUUCAAUGUGA